GUUCAGCUGAUUGCGCAGCACUUCGGGGUCCCGCCACUCGUGGGUCCAACGCGCCGUGGAAGCGCAGCGCGGGAGCAAGCAGGAGCUGCACUGAACGGCGGCAAAAGUUGUAGCAGGGUGAAGGGUGAUGACGUUGACCAACAGGCGACUAAGACGGGUAUCAAUGAUAAGUCCUUGGGAACGGACGCAAGCAAAUUGAACCUACCACUGGAAGAAUCGUCGACGGAGCCCCUAGCAGCUUGUGAAGAGGAG
Messenger RNA from Amoebophrya sp. A25, 252 nucleotides. The record is from the annotation of a GenBank genome assembly. NCBI's taxonomy places the organism in Eukaryota, Dinophyceae, Syndiniales, Amoebophryaceae.